CUGCCUAGGCAACUUUUCUUCUCAGAUCUCAGAUCUACUCCUCACCCACCUCCUGAAAAAGUUUGGCGUGAGACACACACACAAGAGUUUUCUUUCCCCAAAGGCCAGCCAAGAUGCAAGGCGCCGCCGCGGCCGCCGAGAGGAGGAGCAGGGCUUCGCCUGACAAGGCCGACGAGAGCUCUAAGAAGGCGCGGCUGGACCUGCCCGACGGCCACAUGAAGCAAGAGGCAGCCGGUGGAGGAGAUGGAGGCGCCAUCGUUGGGGCGGCGUACAUCCAGCGAGUGGAACUCGCCGUGAGGAUCGACAAGCAAGUGCUCCACUGCCCCCUCUGCACCCUCCCCUUCAAGCCCCCGGUCUUCCAGUGCAAAGCGGGGCACCCGGCAUGCGGCAGCUGCGUGGCCCUGCUGCCCUUCGGGCAGUGCAAGGCAUGCGUGGACGGCGGCGGCUUCUUCGACCCCUGCCCUGCGCUGGACGGCGUGGUGUCCUCCACCAGGAUCGGGUGCCCCAACGCCGGCUGCCAGUGGUACGUGAUCUACCACGAGGUCGCCGAGCACCAGAAAGUGUGCCCGCACGCGCCUUGCCGGUGCACUGAGCCCGGCUGCGGCUACGUCGGCGCGCCGCAGGCGCUUGCCGGUCACCUCCACACUGUCCACUUGGUGCCGGUGCGCGCCGUGCAGUACGGCAAGGUCAUCAAGCUUCAACUACCGGUGUCGACCACGCGGCUGGUGCUCCUUGGCAACGACAACUGCGUGUUCCUCAUGACCGUGGGCGCGCUCGGCGCCGGUGUGACGGCCGUGUCUGUGGUGUGCGCCAGGGCGAGAGCGGCGACGCGGCCGCGGUUCACGUGUAAGAUGUGGGUCAACCUGGAGACACCCCUGGCAGCAGUGGCGAACUGCGGCAAGGAGGGCAUGGUGCUCGUGGACAUGCACAUGAGGAGCAGCUCAUCGCCCGGGGCCGUGGUUGCUGCGGGCGAGCCCACGUUCCUGACAGUGCCGCCAAUGUACCUGGUGCCAGUAGCAGGAGACGGGGCAUCCAUGGAAGUUCCCCUGUACAUCCGCAUCGAUAAGCUCUCCCCUUGAUCUGACGCAUUGGUGUGAUUAGGUCAGCUGCUGGGAAACAAAGGAUGCAUUCAAGGCAGUUCAUGCUUAUUUUGGAGUUGCAGCUGAAACUAUUUGGCUGAUGUUAAUUAUUAGAUGCAGUUCAUCUUUAUUGUCAUUGUUGGGUACUGUAUUCAAAUCGGAGGAUAUUAUGCUUCGUUAAUCAUGUUCUGAUAUGCAUCUUCUUCCGUUGUUAUGUCA
Triticum dicoccoides is the source of this 1298-nucleotide messenger RNA. Its product is annotated as E3 ubiquitin-protein ligase SINA-like 10. The record is from RefSeq and is a predicted model, not a curated record. The transcript has 2 exons. Gene Ontology annotation, molecular function: zinc ion binding. The coding region runs from base 114 to 1079 and encodes 321 amino acids. NCBI's taxonomy places the organism in Eukaryota, Viridiplantae, Streptophyta, Magnoliopsida, Poales, Poaceae.